This is a messenger RNA of Hydractinia symbiolongicarpus, 3615 nucleotides long. RefSeq names its product E3 ubiquitin-protein ligase TRIM56-like. Gene Ontology annotation, molecular function: protein binding. The record is from RefSeq and is a predicted model, not a curated record. The coding region runs from base 1171 to 2919 and encodes 582 amino acids. NCBI's taxonomy places the organism in Eukaryota, Metazoa, Cnidaria, Hydrozoa, Anthoathecata, Hydractiniidae. The transcript has 5 exons.
UUUUAAUUUGAUCGAAUCAUUAAAACUUUUUUAUUAUUCUGGAUGCGAUGCAAGUUCGUUUUAAAUUUAUUGUUGGUGUUUAUGCUGAAUUUUGGAGGGGUAUACUUUUAGAUUCAUAAUCUCGAUUCUUUAUUUCAUUUUUUUCACAAAAUAACAGUUGAAUACAUUUUAUUAGCUCGUAGUGACCUGUCACAGAAUACCAACUCACAUUAUCUAUCGACUUUUCUUCAACACCUUAUUUGCAAAUUUUCACUUUUUAUCACUUAUAUCUUUUCAGGUCAUCUAGUUAUAUCUCGGGUUGGAAAUUUACAUGUAUAGAUAAGAAUUGAUCUAACUACGCGCGAGACGUGAUAAAAAAGAAAUUGAACUUUAUACGAAGUUAUAUUAUUUUUUCAAUUUUUUGAUCUUAAAAAUGAUAAUGAAGUAAAAAGAAAUGUUUUAAUAUACAACGAAAGAAAAUUGCUAUUUUGAAUUUUUUUAAUGUUAGACUCGGUCCACGAAUGCUCGAAAGUCGUUGCAGCGUUAGUUCAACCGGGAAUCUGGUAAACCCUGCACUCAAUUUUGAAUUUCAAAAUAGGAAAGUAUUAAGAAAUGUAUUUCUACUAAAAUUCUGGAUUUCUGAUUUUCAAUAUAAUUUGAAAUCAAAUGGUCGUAAGGGUGCACACGUUACAUGUUGUAUGAAUUACAAGAUUUUCAAUGAUACGAAAAUCAAGAAUACAAAUAUAACGAAUAACAGAUUAUCGUAAUUUUUCUUAAAUAUAUAUGAUAAUUUUAAGCUUUAAAAGACAAAUAACGGAGUGUCUUAAAGCUCCUACGAUGAAGAACUUCUAAAAGCCAAUGCGAGCUAUGGCAACAAAAGAGAUCUAUUAUGCCACUGUUUAAUCAGAUGUUUUAUUACUGGACAAACGCUGGCGUGUUAUUUGUUGUUUGAGUAUUGUGAAAGAUAUUUUUGAAAACACAAGUUAGAAGAGAAAUUUUUGUAUAUUUUUAGUAAAUAAUUUUAAAAAAUAAUUCCAAGACAGAGUUUAUGUAAGGGGGGACGUGUAUGACGUAAAUAUCUUUAAGUGGAAAUCUGCCCACUAAUAAUAAUAAAUAAUCUCACUCAUCUGGAAUAAAAGAGAUACUUGAAAUAUUUUUAUUUUUAGAAUUUUUGCAAGUUUCUGAAAUAAAAUGGCUUUAUCAAAAGUUGAGCUUGCUGCCAUGUUGGAAUGUAAGAUCUGUUUAGACACCUAUCAUCAUCCUAAACAAUUAAACUGUGGACACACUUAUUGCCAAGAUUGUCUAGAUAGUAUUUUAGUGUUUAUGGAAGAUGGAAGUGCUGAACUGCCUUGUCCAGUGAGGUGUACUAAAAAGACAACAAUAACUCAGGAACAAACAACAUCCUCGUUAGUUAAGGUGUUCACAUUAACUGGCAUUUUGGACAAAGUUUCACCUGGUGAAAAUGUUAAAUCUUUAUGUCAGCAAAGUAAAGAAUGUAACCAGAUAAUCAACUAUUCCUGUACAACAUGCAGUUUAAAGAUCUGUAAAAAAUGUCAAAACCUUCAUUCUUGUUCCAACAAAUCAUAUAUCAAUGUCAUUUUCAAUCAAAAACUGCAAGAACUCCAACCAUUUUGUAAGCAACACGACUCGCUUGCAAAAUUUGUCUGUAUUGAUUGUGAAAAUUUGUUAACAUGUGUUUAUUGCACACACAGACAACAUAAGAAUCACAGAAUAAAAACGAUUGAUGAUUUUGGUCUUGAAGCUAAAAAGUGGUUUCAGUCGUUUAUCAACUCAUUCGAUGAAACAAAAGUGGUGUUGAAAAAUUUAACAAGAAUAUACAGUGACGCUCUAACAAAUUUAGAGAAAGAAAGAGAAGUAUUUGUUCAAAAAUUAGAAGAAAGAAAGUUAAAGCGACUAGAAGAAUAUCUCAAAAUGUUAAAUAAAGAAGAAGAAGAUCUAUUGCGGAUAUUCGAUGAGAAAUCGGAACAAUUUAAAGCAAAAUUGACUAAUGAUGGUUUUGUCGACAAUAAGAAAGUACAAGAAUUUGCAAAUUACGUUCAAGCUUUUAAUUUAAAAUCUCAUUUUGAGUUAGUUACUGAAAAGUUGGAAAUUGAACGACAACUUCGCAGGCUAUCCUCGUUUCCAAGAACUAUCCCAACAUUCAAUUCACAUCUUCAUCAAAUGAACAAAGCGGAUAUUUCGUCAAAUCCGUUGGGCGAAAUGAAAAUUUCAAUUGAUGAAAUCACCACUGCUGGUGUAGAUCCCAAUGAAUGUUCUGUUUAUAGAAACUUGAUUGAUGAAGAUGAAACCCAACCCAACUAUUUCCAAUUAACAACUGAUUUAAUGAAUUUAGUUGAAAGUCUGAAAAAGUACGAGAAACCAAAUGUAAAUCCUCGUUCUGGAAAACAACAGCAGAAUGAUGUAAAGCCAAAAAGUUUCCAGCUUGCUAAAAAGCGUUACUCUUUUGAAGAACUUGAAAAAAUCAUUAAAAAUGGCGAUGUCAAGACAUUUCAAUCAAUUCUUAUUGAUCAUCCAGAUAUCGUUAAAAUGAGAAGUGGUUAUUAUGAAACAACACUGUUGAUUAUAGCAGCACGUUACAAUAAACCAUCAAUAGUGAAAUAUUUGAUCGAUGCUGGUAGCGAUAUGUAUGCUGUGAAUAAAGAUAAAUGGAAUGCAUAUCACUACAGUGCAAGUUGUGGUCAUCGUGAUGUUUUGAAACUUUUAAUUAAUCAUGACGUAACAAACAUUAACAACGUAAACAAUAACAAUGACACACCAUUACAUGUUGCAUCUUUUUUCGGUCAUACUGAUUGUGUGAAGUUGUUGUUGUCUAUACAACACAUCGAUGUCAAUAUACGAAACAGAUGGAACGAAACUGCCUAUGAUGUUACUUGUAAUAACACUAUCGAACGUUUAUUACAAGAACAUCAAAGAAAUUAAGAACAUUUUCAGACAAUUAUAUUUUUUAACUUACGUAAGCAAAUUAUUAAAAGCAUAUAUCGUCUUUUUUAUUAGAACUAUAGAUUAUAGUAGAAUAGGUUUCUUAUUUAUUUCAUAAAUUUACGUUCACAAAUUUCAAAACAUGACUUCCUAAGAAGAUAAUGGUAUAAUAUAUCAAAUACAAAAAAUUUAGCUGGGAUGUGUCAUCUUUACUAACAGUGAGUAAGACACCUCACUAGUUUGACAAACAGGACGAUUUGCUGUUUGUUUCAGAAUUAAGCCGAGAAAAACGUUUCAAACAGAAUUUGUUUUAAGAAACACCACUGGCUCUUUCUGGACUUAUCAUCAAAGUCUUUUUCUUUAAUCAAGAGCGUAAAAACCCCCAAACAAGUUUUCUUCACAUGUAUACAUCGCAAAUAUAUCACACUAGUCACUUUGCAUUACCUCGUUUAUCAAUUCCACGGAUAAAAUAUAUAGAACCUGGGACGAGGUUGUCGUCCCUAAAUGACAAUUAUCUUGUAUCAACACGAAGAAUCGCAAUCGAUAUAUGAGACACCCGUCAAUUUUAAAUUCCUCAUCUAUUAAUUUUACGGCUAAAAUAUAUAGAACCUGAGACGAGGUUGUCGUCCCUAAAUGACAUCUAAAUUAUCUUGUAUCAAUACGAGAAAUCGCAAAUAUAUAACACUCGUCUCUAAA